ACGCGGGGCUCGUGACGUCAGUAUCGGGGUCACGCGGGGUUGACCUCAGGUGUUCGCGUGUUUUUCAGGUAAAUUCCUGCUGUCGGUAAACAAAUGGACUCAGCGGCGGUUUGCGGUGAAAACAUGAAAAAUGUGACCGAACUGCGCGGUUUAAAGCGAGUAAAAUGCCCGGACAGAAGAGAAGAUAUAAUGUACGAUUCCCUCCUAGUCGCAUCAAGAAGAUCAUGCAGAAGGACGCAGAGGUGGGGAGGAUUGCGAUGGCAGUUCCUGUGUUAAUCUCUCGAGCGCUGGAAAUGUUCCUGAAGUCUCUGCUGACCAAAAUCUGUCUGAUCACUCAGUCCAAGAACAGCUGCGUCGUGUCUGUUGCUCACAUGAAGCAGUGCAUAGAGUCGGAGAAGCUAUUCCACUUCCUCAUAGAUAUGGCGGAGCGACCCUCGUCUGCCGCACAGAAAGACGCCAGAGGUCUGACCCUGUGGCCGAUGUACAGUCUUCCCAGGUCAAAAAUGCAUGAAAUUCAGGUUCAAAAACCGCCUGAAGUGGUAGAAAUGGCGCCACGGCGAAACCUGGGCUCACUGGACAACGACUCCAGCUCCAGUGUACGUAUAUGCUUCUUACUGUACAAACAAAUGACUGAUGAUGGUCUCCCGUUGUUUGUUUUUUAAUACCCCAAAUUAAAGCAUGACAUAUAUAUAAAGGCAGGUCUUGGUGUACUGUUGUGUGCCAAAAAGACUAUGAAGCUAUGUCACAAUAGCGACCCCAUGAGGAGGAAAUGUUCAUUACACUCCAGAAAAAAAGCUUUUCUAUUUUUUGAUUAUUUCCUAAACUUUGGUAAAAAUGUCCUUUGCAAUCAGAAGAAAAGGUCAUGUUGUUCUUUGGACUAAAAGAGUUUAUUCUUGCUAUAAUAAGCUAAUAAAAAAAACAGAUCCAGUGUUAACCAAUUUGAUUUGGUCCGAUUUGUGUUCAAAAUAUGUGUCUCUUCCUUCCUGCAGGAGUCAGAGCUUUACAUCUGCCUUUGAGCGAACAACCAGAGGAAGGUGCUGUCAACUUCCAGCAUCCUUUCAUCAUGUUUAUUUUAUUUAAAUGUUUAUUUAAACGCUGCUUGUGCAGGUUAACGUGUAGGUAAUAACUAUGGAACAAAAUCUAAUUUUCUUUUCAGUUUAGGGGGGAAAACAUUUAAGUUGUUUAAUACUUUAGACCUUUGGCUGCUAAUGUACAGUUUGGGGUUCUUUUUGUUUUGGAAAAUAUAUAUUUAUGGUGUUUUGUAAUGAAGCCUGUUCCCUUUUUGUUUGUAGCAGAUAUGCUAGGAGGACAGGAAGAAGUUGAAUGCUCUGUGUAAGUUCACAUUAAGGUAUAAUGAAUGUAUUAUGCCAUUUAAAUAACAGACUUUUAAAUCCUAUGUUUUUCAUGCUAUUUGCUUUGUUUAUAAGUUGAAUUCACAUGGUGUUACGCUAUAUGACUGUGCUUUAAAUCCCAGUUUCCCUUACCAUUUUAUGCAGCAGCCUUUAAAACUGAAGUGCUUAUUUUGCUAAACUGUGACCUUCAUGGUUCCUACUGUGAGCGUUUAACUUUUAAAGCACUUGUAAAUUAACGUUUUAAAGAGAGCGAGCCCAUAAGGCUCACACAAAUGGUUUCUUGCUCACGUGAACGUUUCCUUGUGGCUCCGUAUCUUUGCAUGUGAAGUCAAAUUGUAAAUAAAUAACUUCUGUGAUUUAAUGUGAAAGUUAAAUAAAAACAAAUCAAAAGCA
Messenger RNA from Gymnodraco acuticeps, 1745 nucleotides. Its product is annotated as dr1-associated corepressor. Gene Ontology annotation, biological process: negative regulation of transcription by RNA polymerase II; transcription by RNA polymerase II; positive regulation of transcription by RNA polymerase II. NCBI's taxonomy places the organism in Eukaryota, Metazoa, Chordata, Actinopteri, Perciformes, Bathydraconidae. The coding region runs from base 165 to 662 and encodes 165 amino acids. Gene Ontology annotation, cellular component: nucleus; negative cofactor 2 complex. The transcript is spliced from 5 exons. Gene Ontology annotation, molecular function: protein heterodimerization activity; core promoter sequence-specific DNA binding; transcription corepressor activity. The record is from RefSeq and is a predicted model, not a curated record.